Molecule: messenger RNA, 741 nt
Organism: Solanum dulcamara
Lineage: Eukaryota; Viridiplantae; Streptophyta; Magnoliopsida; Solanales; Solanaceae
Product: casparian strip membrane protein 2-like
Exons: 3
Coding region: 29-586 (185 amino acids)
Source: RefSeq, a predicted model, not a curated record
AAAUACAAAAUCAUAUAGAAAAAAAGGAAUGAUGAAGGCGGUAUCGAUUGAAUCUGGAGAAGCAUCAAAGGCUAUAGGUCAUGGAGUGAACAGAGGACUCUCUGUAUUCGAUCUCGUUCUGCGUGUCGUUGCAAUUGUUGGUACCUUAGCAGGGUCUGUGGCAAUGGGAACUGCUGAACAAACUCUUCCUUUUGUUACACAACUUGUGCAAUUUUCAGCUCAAUAUGAUGAUUUUGACUCAUUUAAGUUGUUCGUCAUUGUGAAUGCAAUAGUCUGUGCAUAUCUUGCUCUUUCUCUCCCAUUUUCCAUCUUUCAUAUUAUGAGGAGCAGAGCAGGAAAAAGUCGGAUAUUGCUCAUCUUCCUUGACGCGAUAAUGCUGGUUCUUCUCACAUCUGGAGCAUCUGCAGCAGCUGCCAUUGUGUAUUUAGCACAUACUGGAAACUCUUCAGCAAACUGGUUUUCAAUUUGUCAACAAUAUACUGAUUUCUGCCAACGAUCUGCUGGCUCACUCAUCGGCUCCUUUGGCGCGAUUGUGUGCCUUGUUCUCCUUAUCAUUUUCUCAGCUGUCGCGAUAUCCAGGCGAUAGAUGAGGCUUGAUUACAUCGGCUCGUUAGGCUUUUAUAGUUUCUGUAUCUCUUGUGUUUGACAUAUGACUAAAAUUUCAUGCCUUGGAUUUUGUAUGCAAUUCACUGCCAGACAGAGCCUGUUACUUAAAUCAAUAUGUUGUGUCUCUUAUUUAAU